Messenger RNA from Phytophthora nicotianae INRA-310, 2203 nucleotides. RefSeq lists its product as hypothetical. Bases 533 to 2074 code for a protein of 513 amino acids. The transcript is spliced from 6 exons. NCBI's taxonomy places the organism in Eukaryota, Oomycota, Peronosporomycetes, Peronosporales, Peronosporaceae. The record is from RefSeq and is a predicted model, not a curated record. Gene Ontology annotation, molecular function: 5'-flap endonuclease activity; metal ion binding.
AAGGAUCAUCACUCCUCAAAGUCCCUUGUAUAGAGGUGUCGAAUUCCCGCCAAAAAAUCUGCGUCAGCUUUGCAAUUGUUCCUGGGUACACAGCUAUGGGCGUCGACGGCUUCCUGCGGCAGCUCAGCGAUGCUGUCGACAGGACGCAUCUGCAGCAGUUCGCGGGCCAGACUCUCGUGGUGGACGCACUCUCCUGGCUGCACAAGGCGUACGUUGCAACAGCGCCACCUGACCACCUCAGUCAUUAACCAUUGCGAUCGUCCUGCAGUUGCUAUGGCUGUGCUUACGAGCUCUCGACUGGUAGGGACACGGACAAGUACGUCCAGUAUAUGCUGCGCAAAGUGGACAUGAUGCGCAACUGUGGCGUUGCCAAAGUCAUCCUCGUGUUCGACGGUCAGCGGCUGCCACUUAAGGUGUAGAUUGCCAGAGCAACUAGUGUGGUGGAGCAAAAAAUUAAUUGCUGUUGCAGUCGUUGACACAGGAGAAGAGACAAAGCUACAAGGAGGAAAACCGCAAGCGCGCACUGCAAGCUAUGGCUGCGUCCAAGAGACUGCAAGGAAAUGAGCGCCAGGAUGAAAUGAACAAAGCCUACCAGCUCUUCCAGAGGUCGGUCGCAAUCACCACGGAGAUUAUUGCCAAUGUCAUGAACGCGUUGAGAGCUGCACGAAUCCCGUUUGUAGUGGCGCCAUUCGAGGCCGAUGCACAGAUGGCGUGGAUGUGCAAGAAAGGUUUGGCUGCAGGCAUCGUGACGGAAGAUUCGGAUGUGGUUGUGUACUGCUUAACUGCCAACGUUUCCAGUCCCGUGCUCGUCAAGUUAGAAGAUAACGGUUCUGCUCAGGCUGUAUCCCGGACUAUUCUUCAUAACAACUCAGCAAAGGCUUCUUCAAGCGCCUUGUUGAGAAAGAUCCAUUUUCUUACAUCAGGAGAGAAAGAAGCCACGCGGAUGUUCGUCCAAGUGUGCGUUCUAGCUGGCUGCGACUUCAUCGAUUCGCUCCCGAACGUUGGAUUUGCCACGGCUGUAAAGCACAUCUUUAACUUCCGAGGGGCACCCGCUCACUUGCGCGUUCAGCGGCUGGUGAGCAAACUCUCAAGCUCCGGCACCAAAGUCCCAAGUGAUUUCAUGCAGCAGUUCUUGAAGGCGGAGACCAUUUUCUACCACCACAUCGUCUUCAAUCCAAAGAAACAAAGCUGCGAAUUCCUCACCGACGACAAGCAUGACAACUGCUUUCCUGACAUUCUUCAGCGCGCGAAGGAAUCGCUGGGUAUCACAUCAGAGGACGGAGUAGAUCUCACAUCCAUAGCGCAACAGAAAGAUCUGCACGCUGUUGCGACCUCAACCAAGAGCUUCCUCGGUCAAGUCCGCUCGCGUGAGAUCGUCGAGCAAAUAUACAAAGGCCAAGUAUGUGCGCGAUCGCUUCGCAGUCUUUCAGAGAGCCCGACAAGCUCACCGAACUGGCAAUCUGACGCGGUUCAAGUCGAACGAAGAGCAUUCGAUGCAUCGCAACACCCUGGAGAACCAUCGAGUAAUGCGGAGCAUGGUUUUCGCACAACGGUAACACACCGAGAGGUGAGCAAGCCAGAAGUGGUGGCUCAACAACUUGAGAACAAGAAGCGCUUGCAGGCACAGGAACGCGCAGCAUCCAUUCGAGGACUAGUGAGUGCCUACAAAGCCACUCCAGCAUCAACAAUUUCUGCCUCCCAGUGGCUGACGUCUGCAACUCGGACACGAAUGACAGACUCGAAACAAGACGAGGCCGGAUCAACUCCUGCUCCUUCAACUCGUAUACUGUCAAGUACAGCAACAGUAGUGACGUCGAAGGUCACUGCGACAUCGAUGAAAGAUCUCGUCGCAAAGCACUCGCAGUCCUCUCACGCGUCAAAGUCUCCUGAAGGUCAAGCACCCAGUGCGAAAAUCAUACCGCAAACGCAGCUCAACCCCAAGUCUAAAAAGAGGCCACGUCCAGCAGUGAAACCUGUCGCUAACAGUGCUAGGAAAGCCCAAGCACUCGCUCACAAGGCGGCACCUGGCGCUGGCAAGAAAACUUUAUUCGACUUCUUCCAGAAACAAACCUGAAAAUAAUUGUUGAUCACUGAAAUGCACACAAGUACACACGCUUCGUGUUGUCUUCUGCUCUCGACUCACGUGUUUUGCUGACCUAGAUACGGGCCCCAGUGUCGAAUCCGUUCUCCACCUGGAGAUGUU